Molecule: messenger RNA, 985 nt
Organism: Paramecium sonneborni
Lineage: Eukaryota; Ciliophora; Oligohymenophorea; Peniculida; Parameciidae
Source: the annotation of a GenBank genome assembly
AUGAGUUUUAAUAUAAGCAAUAGACUUAGACCUUAGACUGCUUAUUUAAUGUCAUAAUAAGAUGUAUUCUUUAAUUUUAGUAAAUUGUAAGUUAAGGUCUGGUAAAUAUACAUAGAAUGAUUAAUAAGUCAUAAACAAAUUGUUAGAUAAAAACUCGAAUUAUUUUGAACAUAUUAAAGGUAUAUCUAAUUUAAUAAUUAAUAAGAUUAAUGUGUUUGUGGAUUGUGUAUUUGCGGAGGAUGUAAAUGUGGAUUAGAAAGAUUAAAAGAAUAAUAAGGAAUGCCUAUGAAAUCAUAGUAUUAAUAAGAGUAUUUUGAAAAGUAGCCAUAAAGAAUGAAAUCAAUAUCAUAAUUACCAUCAUAUAAAGAUGAUUAUACAAUGAAAUUUGAAACUACUUAAAGAGUAAUUUAAAACAGUUAUUUUUAGCUUGAUUUUAAAGAUCCAAAAUAAAGACCAUAAACAUCAUAUAAACCUGAAUAACCUAGAUUUAUAUAGCCAUUUCAUGCAGGUUCUACUUACUAAUUGACUCAUAUAUAAAUGCCUGAGAGUAAAGGAGACUAUAUAUUUUAGAUGAGAGAGUCAAUAUCAUUCCUUAAAAUCAUCCAACUGUUAUGAAAGAUCUUAAAUUUUUAGGAUCAAGUGAAUAUAAAAGAAAUUUUAGUGGAACCCCAAUUACUAGAUAAAAGAAUCUUAUAUUUGGAGCUCAUAGUAGUUUUGGGUAAUUAAAAUAUUAAUAAUAUUUAGAAAUCCAAUAAAUCCAGGAUUGCCAUUUUUUGGAUAAACUACAUCAUCUAGAGCAUUUAAACCAUUUAAAGCAAAGAAAACAAGACCUACAAAAACGAAUACAUAAGUUUAAAGUGUACCAACAUUUGAUGGUUAAUUUUCAACAAUAACAAAAUUGGAUUUCGGGGAUAAAUCAUUAUAGAUUUGUCCAGCAAAAGCGAUUCUUAAUUCUAAAAAACAUUCUAAUCAUUCUGGGUUUUGA